AUGCUCCUUCAAAAAAUUGCAGAAGGCCCAGUGGGUAGCAGCCAUGAACUUGGAAGUAACAGCCCUCCGCAGAGGAACUGGAAGGGAAUUGCUAUUGCGCUGCUGGUGAUUCUAGUUGUUUGUUCACUCAUCACUAUGUCUGUCAUUCUUUUAACCCCAGAUGAACUCGCAAAUUCUUCAGAAACCAGAUUGUCCUUGGAAGAUCUCUUCAGAAAAGAGUUCAUAGUUCAUAAUCCAGAAGCCAAAUGGAUUAAUGAUACAGCAGUGAUGUAUAAAAAUAGGAAUGGACAUGUUGUUGAACUGAAUGUAGAAACAAAUACAACUACAUUGUUAUUGGAAAAUACAACUUUUGUAACAUUCAAAGCAUCAAGAUACUCAGUUUCACCAGACUUAAGAUUUGUUCUUCUUGCGUAUGAUGUUAAACAGGUUUUUCAUUAUUCUUAUACUGCUUCAUAUGUGAUUUAUAACAUACACACAAGGGAAGUUUGGGAGUUAAACCCUCCAGAAGUAGAGGAUUCAGUUUUACAGUAUGCAGCCUGGGGCGUCCAAGGACAGCAACUGAUUUAUAUUUUUGAAAACAACAUCUACUAUCAGCCUGAUGUAAAGAGUAGCUCAUUGCGCCUGACAUCUUCAGGAAAAGAAGGAAUUAUUUUUAAUGGAAUUGCAGACUGGUUAUAUGAAGAGGAACUUCUUCAUUCUCAUGUUGCCCACUGGUGGUCUCCAGAUGGUGAAAGACUGGCAUUUCUGACCAUAAAUGACUCUCUGGUACCGAACAUGGUUAUUCCCCGGUUUACCGGAGGUCUAUAUCCAAAAGGAAAGCAGUAUCCAUAUCCUAAGGCAGGUCAAACAAACCCAACAAUAAAGCUGUUUGUAGUUAAUCUGUAUGGACCAGCACAUACACUGGAACUGAUGCCACCUGACAGCUUUAAAUCAAGGGAAUAUUACAUCACCAUGGUGAAAUGGAUAAGCAACACCAAGGCUGUGGUGAGAUGGUUAAACAGACCUCAGAAUAUCUCCAUCCUUACAGUUUGUGAAACCACAACUGGCGCUUGCAGCAGGAAAUAUGAAAUGCAGUCAGACCUGUGGCUUCCUAAACAGAACGAAGAACCAGUUUUCUCCAAGGAUGGCAGUAAGUUCUUCAUGACCGUCCCAGUGAAGCAGGGAGGCCGGGGCGAAUUUCACCACAUAGCCAUGUUUAUUGUUCAGGCUAAAAGUGAACAAAUCAGUGUGAGACACCUGACAUCAGGAAACUGGGAAGUUAUCAAAAUCCUGGCAUAUGAUGAAAAUACUCAAAAGAUUUAUUUCUUAAGCACUGAAGAAUCCCCAAGAGGAAGACAGCUACAUAGUGUAUCAACAGUGGGAUCAUUGAAUCGUCAGUGUCUCUCAUGCAACUUCUUGAAAGACCAGUGCACAUACUUCAGUGCAAAGUUUAGCCCCAUGAAUAGGCAUUUUUUACUGCACUGUAAAGGGCCAGGCGUUCCAGUUGUUAGCGUGCACAGUACCAGUAAUGCUGCAAAGUUUUAUAUUUUGGAAAAUAAUGCUGUGUUGAAAGAAGCUGUUUUUAAGAAAAAGAAUUCCAGGUCUGAAAUUAAAAUGCUUCACAUUGAGGAUUACGAACUCCCUUUACAGUUGUCACUGCCAAAAGAUUUCACGGAUCGAAACCAGUAUGCCCUUCUAUUAAUAAUUGAUGAAGCUCCAGGCAGCCAGUUGGUUACAGAUAAGUUUCACAUUGACUGGGACUCAGUGCUUGUCAACUCUGAUAAUGUCAUCGUAGCUCGAUUUGAUGGCAGAGGGAGUGGAUUUCGAGGCCUUAAGAUUCUACAGGAGGUCCACCGACGCUUAGGAUCAGUGGAAGUGAAGGACCAAAUAGCAGCCGUAGAAUCACUAUUGAAACAGCCCUUCAUUGAUCCUAAGAGACUGAGUAUAUUUGGAAAGGGAUACGGUGGCUACAUUACAUCAAUGAUCCUGAAAUCCAGUGAACGGCUCUUCAAAUGUGGAGCUGUGGUGGCACCAAUUACAGAUAUGAGGUUGUAUGCAUCAGCUUUUUCAGAAAGAUACCUUGGUAUUCCAUCAAAAGAGGAAAAUACCUAUCAGGCAUCCAGCGUAUUACACAAUCUUCACGGUUUAAAAGAAGCAAAUUUGCUAAUAGUUCAUGGGACAGCUGAUACUAAAGUCCACUUCCAGCAUUCAGCAGAACUAAUUAAACAUCUAAUAAAAGCUGGAGUUAAUUACACUAUGCAGAUCUACCCGGAUGAAGGUCAUAACAUUGCUUCUGAGAAAAGCAAAUAUCACCUCUACAGCACAAUCCUUGGGUUUUUUAGUGCUUGUUUAAAGGAGGAGGCACCAAUUUUACCACAGGAACCUGAAGAGGAUGAGUAA
This is a messenger RNA of Gavia stellata (red-throated loon), 2379 nucleotides long. It is a transcript of the gene DPP10, whose product is annotated as dipeptidyl peptidase like 10. The transcript has 27 exons. Gene Ontology annotation, biological process: proteolysis. Bases 1 to 2379 code for a protein of 792 amino acids. Gene Ontology annotation, molecular function: serine-type peptidase activity; dipeptidyl-peptidase activity. Lineage: Eukaryota; Metazoa; Chordata; Aves; Gaviiformes; Gaviidae. The record is from RefSeq and is a predicted model, not a curated record.